Messenger RNA from Salvelinus sp. IW2-2015, 2239 nucleotides. The record is from RefSeq and is a predicted model, not a curated record. NCBI's taxonomy places the organism in Eukaryota, Metazoa, Chordata, Actinopteri, Salmoniformes, Salmonidae.
UGGUUGUUCCAGGUACUACCAGCAGGUGUCGCUUCAACCGAACUCAAAAGUGAAUUUGACCAUAAGCAGAUUCGAGCAAUUUCAUGCAGCUUCUAGACUAAAUAUUAUGCUGUUCAACCAAAACCGUUUGCUAGGUUUCUGGGGUUUAACAAAACAAUAAUUUAGCUGAAUGCAUUAUUAGGCUAUGAAUGCGUUAUUGCGCAGUAAUAUGCUUAUAUUGGGCGUAUACCUGCUCCACUCCAUUGAUGUUUUCAUAGGAAUUAAUGUAACAAGGUACAAAGGCAUUACAGCAUAUAUCAAUAAUGGGGAGCUGAUUUGGCCUAAUGAAAAUAAUUCCCUUCUAAGGCUAAAUGGCAAAGCACCCCCUUUACGCGCAAAUAAAGUGUACAAAUUCACUAAUUAACUUCUGCAAUGACUUGCUGUAAAUUGAUCGCUGUGACUGUAUAAUAAUAGCUCCCCAGUCAUAAGAACUCCCAUAGCAAUAGUUUUGUUCCACCCCAUGAACUCAAAGAUGGUUGCCUGCUCUAUUCUGUCGUCUGAGUCUGGGGAUCGUGUCACAGCCUAUGAGAAGGACAGAACAUUGGAGAGAGAGAGAGUGACGUAAAUGGGUUGUCGUGCGGUGGGAGGGAUUAUUCUUACAUUAUCCAUUUAAUCGCUUUUUAAAGUCUAGGAGUCGUCAAUUAGGGGUAGGUAGUAGAUUCAGGUUCACUGUCAUCAUAGCCCGUCUAAAAGCGCACGGCACCGCAUCCCAACCGUCGCUCUGCACCAUAACGCGCUCCUGAUGAGCAGGGUCUUCCAUUCUAUCCUGAGUCCACCAACUGCCAGUUCAGUUGAGCAAACUCUGCAGAGGAGCGUCGGAAAUCGGAGUUGAUUUCGUUGGUUUUCUAUUAUUUAAACACCUGACUAAAUUGCACUAUUUGGAGAAAAACUCGGACAUCAUCCAACAUCAAUUCAGUUGGAUUUAAAGUUAUGGCACUAUCAGUGCUGCGCAGCAGUUUGCUUUUGCUAUGUGUGACAACUAUCCAUACUUGCCAUGGUGGCGGACAGAACUGCAUGGACAAACACCAGGUGGUUGGUGUUCUCCGUCAGAUGGAGAAGUUUCUGAAGGGACAGGAGAUGAGGUUCACAGAGGGACUACGCAUCAUGAAGUCCAAACUGGCAACCCUACAGAACUCUGUGUCCAAGCUACCGCAGGCCGAUCAGUCGGCUGCUCCGUCCGUUUGCCCCUCCCUGGAAGCCCCUGUCCACGGGAGGAAGUUUGGCUCCAAGUAUUUCAUCGGUCAUGAGGUCCAUUUCACCUGUUCCCAUGGUUACCAUCUGGUGGGCCCCGAGACACGUGUGUGUCAGGAGAACGGGAGUUGGAGCGGUGUCAACACCAUCUGUAAAGAUGUGAGUGAGUGCUCCAGUAACCCAUGCCAGAACGGAGGGACCUGUGUAGAGGGAGUAAACCAGUACAGGUGCACCUGUUCACAGAGCUGGAAUGGAUCCAACUGUCAGCACCAGACACAGACAGCGCCGCCAGAGUGGAGCGUCAUGAACGACCCGGCGUUCAGCAGACGUCCCCGCUGUGCCAAAGUGGACCGCGCCCAACACUGCAGCUGCGAUGCUGGCUUUCACAUGAGUGGGACAUCUGACAACAGUAUCUGCCAGGCUCCAGAUGUGGAUGAGUGUCUGACCCAGCAGCACAACUGCAGUAGAGGAACAACAUGUAUCAACACAGGAGGAGGGUUCCAGUGUGUGAGCCCGGAGUGUCCCCGAUCACACGGCAACAUCAGCUACGUCAAGACGUCUCCUAAUCAGUGUGAGAGAAACCCCUGCCCUAUGGAGAGUCGUUCCUGUCACCUGGCUCCUAAGACGGUCUCCUUCCACUACCUCUCCCUCCCCUCCAACCUCCAGACCCCGGCUACCCUGUUCCGCAUGGCGACCGCAGCCGCCCCCGGCCGCCCCGGCCCCGAUAGCCUGCGAUUCGGCAUUGUCGGGGGCAACAGCCGCGGGAUGUUCGUGAUGCAAAGGUCGGACCGCCAGACGGGCGAAUUAAUCCUAGUUCAGAGGUUAAGAGGACCACAGGAUAUCAGCGUUGAUGUGGACAUGUCCGAGUAUAGUGAUCGCACCUUCCAGGCUAAGCAUGUAGCGAAGGUGCAUGUUCUGGUAUCAGCGUAUAACUUCUGAGGAGGAUGGAUGGACAGAGGAACGAGUGAAAGGGACAGAGGGAGGAAGGGAGAAGAGGAACAAGUGAGAA